GGGAGCGGAAAUGGCAGGUGGCUUAGAGGCUUGAGGGCUGCGCGUGGAGUGGACCCGUGCGGCUCUGGUGGCCGUGAGCGGAGCCGGGUUCUCGAGCUAACGACUUUGGUGUUUGGCUCACGAAUUCUACAAGCUUUACCUUUGUGGCUCUGGACAGGACGCUACUUGACUUGUUUAUGGAGCGUGCAAUCCACUGUUGGAGCCUCUUGCGGGUGGCGUGUAAGUAAGCAAAAUAAAGAUUCCUGUCCACGGAGCUUACAUUCCAGUUUGAGGAAGACAAAUCACAAACAAAAAAUGUGAAAUAAAGUGGUUAUAAAUUAGAACGCCAUGGAGGAAAACAAGGUAAGGGAUAUUGGGAGAUAAAGACGCAAUUUAAAAAGAAGUGUGUUAGGAUAGGCUUCACAGAGUAAAUUGCCUUUGAGCAAAGGAGCUGCGGGAAUUAGCUAUAUAGAUACUUGGGGAAGUAAAGCCCAGACAGAUUGCCCCUUAGUAUUGGGCAAAGUGUUCCAAGGUGGAAUGGGCCAGUGGACAGCAGGGACGGCGUGUGUGGCUGGACUGGAGCGAGGAAGGGGAAACAGUAUGUAGAACUCCCUGACAGAAAGGCUGAAACAGUCAGGAACAUUGGCGGAUUGGAUCCUUUUAGUUGUUUGCAAGUGAAGAUAAUUACCUACUUAAUUUCAGUAAGAUUUCACAGCUUAACCACAGCCACUAAUUAGUAUGUGAAGUUAAUGGCUGAAAGUAGACUUUUUCCAAAAUAGAAUAUCCUUGAGAUCUAAAUGGAGGCGCAGUUCCCAGUAAGCACAGCGUGAAUCCAGGCAGAUGAACCCAGUGUAAUAAGUUUUUAUUUGCUCUUAGGGUUUUUGUGCAUGCAAAAAUCACCCUAUUUUUGGCUCCCGAUUCUAAAGCGGUUCCCAACCUGUGGGUCACGACACACACAUCUGAUAAUCCCCCAUAUCAGAUAUUUACAUUAUGACUCAUAACAGUUGCAAAACUACAGUUAUAGGGUCGCAAUGGAAUAAUUUUAUGGCUGGAGGUCCCCAGUAUUAAAGGGUCUCAGCAUUAGAAGAGUUGAGAACCACUGCAAGCUUUUCUAACUGUUAGGUGAUGUGGGUGAAUGUCUGUGACGAUCAGUCUCCCCUCACCUGUGACCUGGGAAUAGUGGCAGAUGAGAUGACUGAGAAGAUGCCUGUUGUGCUAAGGAUCUUACAGACUGACGGACAGAACGAACCCGGGAUAAAACACGGCGUGAGAGGUUUGCUCAGAGGACAAGGCUGAGGAAACACCAAUAUCACAAAGCCACGUCUAACAAAUUUUGAGAUUAAGAAAACCAUUUGUUGAAUACAAGUGAGCACCUGCUUGGUUCCCUGGCGAGGGACACGGGUACCGUGCAGCGCUGUUUGCUGGGAUGUAAGCACUUGCCCAACGGUGUCAUUAAGAUAAAGAUUUUAACCUGGUUUGAAAAUGAGUAAGCGCAGAAAGCUCCCAGCUCAGCCGUCAGCGUGUUCUGAGACCUUCAGCCCGGAAGUCCUCGAUGACGUCUCUGAGCUCUUUGCCAAGAACUUUUCAUACUGUAAGCCGCUUACUAAUGAGUGGCAGCUCCCAGCGCCUGCGGAGGUUUUCUCCUGUGACCACACGGAGUUCCGUGCUUUCCUUGACUUGAAGAACUCCCUGAACGAAGUGAAAAACCUCCUGAGUGACAAGAAGCUGGGUGAGUGGCACGAACACACCGCUUUCACCAACAAGGCGGGGAAAAUCAUGUCUCACGUGAAGAAGGCUGUGAAUGCCGAGCUUUGCACGCAAGCCUGGUGCAAAUUCCAGGAGAUUCUGUGCAGCUUCCCACUUAUUCCUCAGGAAGCUUUUCAGGACGGAAAGCUGAAUUCUCUGCACCUCUGUGAAGCUCCAGGAGCUUUCAUUGCUAGUCUCAAUCACUACUUAAAAUCCCACCGGUUCCCCUGUGAAUGGAGUUGGGUAGCCAAUACUCUGAAUCCAUACCAUGAAGCGAACGACGGUCUCAGGAUGAUAAUGGACGACCGACUGAUUGCAAAUACCUUGCAUUGUUGGUACUUUGGCCCAGAUAAUACAGGUGACAUCAUGAACCUGAACUAUCUGGCUGGCCUUCAGGAUUUCCUCAGCAGCAUGCCCACUGUUCACUUGGUCACUGCUGAUGGGAGUUUUGAUUGCCAAGGAAACCCAGGUGAGCAGGAAGCCUUAGUCUCUUCUCUGCACUACUGUGAAGUUGUCACUGCCCUGACCACUCUCGGAAGCGGCGGCUCUUUUGUUCUAAAGAUGUUUACGUUGUUUGAGCAUUGUUCUGUAAACCUCAUGUACCUGCUAAAUUGUUCCUUUGACCAAGUCCAUGUCUUCAAACCUGCUACUAGCAAGGCGGGAAACUCAGAAGUCUAUGUGGUGUGUCUCUGCUAUAGAGGCAGAGAGGCUGUCCACCCUUUGUUAUCUAGGAUGAUGUUGAAUUUUGGGACUGAGAUGACCAGGAAGGCGCUCUUUCCCCAUCAUGUGAUCCCCAAAUCUUUCCUUGAGCGACAUGAAGAGUGUUGUGCGUUCUUUCAUAAAUACCAGUUAGAGACGAUUUCUGAGAACAUUCGUCUUUUUGAGUGCAUGGGGAAGGAGGAACAAGAGAAACUGAAUAAUAUAAGGGAUUGUGCUGUACAAUAUUUUAUGCAAAAAUUUCAACUGAAGCAUCUUUCUAGAAAUCACUGGCUUGUUAAAAAAUCCAGUAUUGGUUGUAGUACAAAUACAAAAUGGUUUGGACAGAGGAGCAAGUAUUUUAAAACCUAUAAUGAACGGAAGAUGCUGGAAACGCUUUCGUGGAAAGAUAAAAUCGCCAAAGGAUACUUCAAUAGCUGGAUGGAGGAACACACCGUGUAUCAUCCUGGGCAGAAUUCCUCCUUAGAAGGAACUGCUUCCAAUCUCGAGUGCCACUUAUGGCGUAUUUUGGAAGGAAAGAAACUGCCGAAGGUGAAGUGUUCUCCUUUCUGCGACGGGGAGAUUUUAAAGACUCUUAAUGAAGCCGUUGAACAGUCCUUAGAGGAAGCUUCGAGUUUGGAUUCCAAGUUGAGGCCCAAGCAGCGGUGUUACUGUUGUCACGUGUUUUCAGAGGAACUGCUGUUAUCCGAGCUGUUCAGCCUCACCAAGUGCCUUCAGGGUGAGCAGACUGCGGAGCCCAGCAACCCGAUCAAGUGCCUGCUUGUGGGUUCACCGGCUCUCUGUGAUUCCACACUGCACCCGCCCCUGGAAGUCCAUCUUCUGGAGUCCACCGAGCUCCUCACCUUCAGCUGUUCCUUGCUGCACGACGGCGACCCAGCGUACCAGCACUUGUUUCUGGAGUGCCUUCUGCACUCACUGAAGCAGCUUCAUACAGGAGAUGCCAUGGUUUUGCCUGUGCUGUCUUGCUUAACCAGAUUCAUGGCCGGCUUGAUCUUCGUUCUCCACAGCUGUUUUAGAUUUGUCACGUUUUCUUGCCCCACGUCCUCUGAGCCCCUCAGGACCUGUGCAGUCCUGCUGUGCAUUGGUUACCAGAGCCUUCCCCAGCCCGUUCUCCAGUAUCUGCAGAACGUUAGCGAACUGCUGAGCGCUUUGCUCCUCUCUGGUGCACCCCAGCAGGUGUUACAGUUUGUGCCGAUGGAGGUGCUCCUCCAGGGCACACUGCUGGACUUUUUGUGGGAUUUGAAUGCUGCCAUUGCUAAAAGGCAUUUGCAUUUGAUUAUUCAAGAAGAGAGAGACAAAGUCAGCCGCAGCCUUGAGUCACAGAAUUGAACAUGUCACUGUUGAGAUUCAGUUUUGCGACCUACAGCUUCUGCUCUCAUUCACCUGCCCUCUCUAUUUAUUCAAUGCCUGAAUGCCAAUUUUUGUAUCAAAGGACAUUAAUGAUGGGAAGUUAUAGCUUGUUCUGAUCUGAAGGAUAUGUGUACUCAUAGGCAGAGUUCUUAUGGUGGGAACCAUGCACUGAUGGUACUCAGCCUCUAAUCCUGUGUCAUCAGUAUGUGCUUGGGGUGACAACACGCCUCUGCGUAUGCAGUUGAGUUGGUUUCCUCUGCCUGCUGAAGAUUUGCACUGUGUGCCUUCUUUCAGACUUUUUCCCCAGCCGAUGCCUCUCAUUGGCUAAUGCUGUUAAUGAUUGUUAGAGAAGUCGUUCAUGAAAGGAGGUGAGUGGCAUCACCUCCUCGGCGUCACUGUUUACUUCAGAGCACUUGACCAACGUGUCAUAGUGGGUUCGGGGAUCUUUAUACCAGGUUUCUUGAUGAUUGCCAUGCAUUGCCUUUAGAUCAGUGGCUUGAUUUUCUUUUGAUUGGAGUGAGACUAGUGUGCUCUUGGGGUCCUGUUUCCCUAGAUAACUGUCUAAGCAAUAAGAGGACAGCUGGAAACCGGAGCCCAAGGUCAUGGUACAGUGGGAAUUAUGUCUGGUAAUUUAUCAUGACUGGCUUCUUUCCGCAGUCUUGGCAUUUUUAAUGUCCAGUAAACAGUGAAUGGAGCGAUGGUUGAGUUUUAGGGCUUCGUGUGUAGUUGUCCCCCCGUGGGCUGUGUCGGAGUGUGUUGAUCGCAAUGAAUACUGAGGGAAGUGCGGAACUUUCAGAAUGAUGGCAGCACAGUUUUAAUCUUUACUAAAAUUUAUAGUGUGAAAAUGGCACUUUAAUGAGAUUAUCCAUAAAAUGGUUAUUAUAUCAAUUACACUUGAUUUUCUGAGUUAUAUAUUUUUAGUAAUAUAAUGAACUUUUCUGGCAACCUGUUACU
This is a messenger RNA of Myodes glareolus (Bank vole), 4746 nucleotides long. Lineage: Eukaryota; Metazoa; Chordata; Mammalia; Rodentia; Cricetidae. The record is from RefSeq and is a predicted model, not a curated record.